AUCUUGCAGCUCGACUCUUGACUUGAGUUCCACGAAAACGAGUGUCGAUGGCUCAGAUGGUUUUUCAUCUCCGCCGUGCAUGAAGUAGCAGUUUUUUAUAUUUCAGCUAGUGAUGUCCUAGAAUUGCUGCUCAAAGUGGAGAUAUUUAUGGGAAUUCAGCUCUGGUGGCCUCGCCGGGAGUAAUCUAUUGUAGCCAAGAUGACAGACUACGCAGAAGAGCAAGCCAAUGAGAUAGAGGCACUGCAGUCAAUUUAUCCCAAUGAAUUUGAAGAACUUGGGCAGUCUCCAUGGCGCUUCUUGGUUGAUGUUCAGCCGGAAGCAUCUGAUGACAUUGACGAGGAUGAACGAUGUUCCGUGCGGUUAAAAUUCAAGCUAGGAGAUACCUAUCCAGACGAAGUGGCACAGUACAGUAUAGCGUCAUCAGAGAAUCUCGAAGACUCCGAGUGCGAAGAGAUGAUGCAGCUUCUGGGAGAGGAGGCUGAAGCGAGUGUCGGUAUGGUCAUGAUCUUCACGUUAGUCUCAGCUGCUCAGGAGUUCCUCAACAGGCAGCAGGAUGCUGUCAAGAAGCGCCGAGAUGACGAAGAGAAAGCACGUGAAGAAGCCGAAAGAAAAAAGGCAGAGCAACCCCAGUUCUUUGGCACUCCUGUGACGUGCGAAGCCUUCUACAAGUGGAAAGCAAAGUUUGAAGCAGAGACGCAAGGAUCUCAAACGUCCAAAGCAGAUCCUGCCAAGAAAAGGCCUACAGGAAAAGAGCUGUUUGAACGUGAUGCAUCACUUUCUCAGUCUGAUAUGCAACUUCUGGAAUAUGAUGAAGACCUCGCUGAAACACAAGAAUCUAGUGAUGUGGCUGCCAGUGCUGAUGUCGAUGUCGACGAAUCACUAUUUGAGGACCUGGAAGAUUUGGGCUUUGAUGCAGACCUUGAUAUUACGUAAAUCCUCAUUCUUGGCAAGCAUAUCCGAUUGGAGGAACUGUAGCGGCUUGUCUACGUGCCCUCAUGGCUUUGUUGACUUGACUUCUGUCUUGAGAGUUGCUGAUCAAGGAUCUAGUGUACGGGAUUCCCAACACAAAGCUCUGCUGGCAUAAAAUUGGUCCUGGUCAUUGGUUUAGCCUGUGUCGCUUGUAUUGCUGAUGCCAUGCCAACUCUCCGCUGCUGCUAGCUUCGCACAGCGACAUGGCUCUUCAAUUCUUGCUUGUCUGCUGGCACAUGGAAGUGGCACGAUGGCCGACAAUGCUUUGUGUAACUAAGUUACAGAUGGACUUCUGGUCUCUGUACAUAUCAUUUUAUUAAGUUUACCUACAUGUGAAAUUUCCAUCUAUUCUCUGCUUCUUUUUUUAGUCCAAUGAUAAAAAUUGAAAACGAG
Messenger RNA from Sycon ciliatum, 1362 nucleotides. RefSeq names its product RWD domain-containing protein 1-like. The transcript is spliced from 8 exons. Bases 199 to 933 code for a protein of 244 amino acids. Gene Ontology annotation, molecular function: protein binding. Gene Ontology annotation, biological process: cytoplasmic translation. The record is from RefSeq and is a predicted model, not a curated record. NCBI's taxonomy places the organism in Eukaryota, Metazoa, Porifera, Calcarea, Leucosolenida, Sycettidae.